Messenger RNA from Paramuricea clavata, 10434 nucleotides. The record is from the annotation of a GenBank genome assembly. Lineage: Eukaryota; Metazoa; Cnidaria; Anthozoa; Malacalcyonacea; Plexauridae.
AUGUUUGUGCUGGCUGAAAUGAAGGAUACGAUUCGACUGCCACCAACAAAAUUUGGUGUGAAUCUGCAGGAAGCUAUAACAAAUGAACUGAAUACAAAAUUGGCAAAUAAAGUACAAAUUCAAUUCUGCUUGUAAUAUUAUAUAGUUAGCAUUAUAUAGGGCAGCAUAAUUAUGGUGGUCAGAAUUCAGCUGAGAAUAAUGACAAAUGCAGCUCAAUCAGAUCGAUUGAAUGCAUACUAAAGGUGCCUCUGGCCUACACCGUAUGACUUGUAUCUGAUCACAGAGUACAGAUAUGAUGGAAGCAUUACCAAUAUACAAGACUAUCAUAUAAUGGAAAGAAUACACCCUUUCGCUAAUUACGUUAUUUGGCCUGGGAGCCUCGCUCUCAUGAAUCGUGAGCCAAUCACCUUGCAUAAUUUACUCAUGAGAGCGAGAUUCCAAGACCAAAAAGUAUGUGUGAUGUAAUUAUUGAAUGGGUAUAAACAUUUUCUCACUGUGAUCGCAACUGCCAGUUACCACAUUCUUAUAAUGUAAUACUUUGUGAGGAACCCAUAAUUGUAGAUGGUGUGAAACACCUUUGUUGGCUAAGCUAUUGAUAUUUUUCAUAUAUUCAUUUAGGUUGUAUACAAUGUGGGACUUUGUAUUGUGUUACACGAUAUUUUAGAAAUUGGGGACUCGUUCAUUUUGCCCAGUGAUGGGGCAUCAUGUACACCUGGUAACUAGAUGCACACCUUUUUAUAACUCUGAUACAUGAGGCCAUUUCACAACUCCAGUCAUCACCAUCAUAUCUGGCACAACCAUCAUCACCACCACCACAACCACCAUCAUCAUCACCACCACCAUCACCAUCAUCAUUACCAUCACACCAAAUUACCAUCACUGUCAUCACCACCAUCACCAAAUCUUAAUGACAGUGUUAUUAAUAUUUCCAGCUAUAACAUAUUUCGGAAAGACCGUAUUGUUCGAGAACACGGCGGAGUUUGUAUUUAUGCCCGAGAACAGAUGAAAUAUGAAAUCCUUGAAAAUUUACAAUGCUGUAACGAUCAUGAAAUGUUGUGGAUUAAGCUCAACCCUACGCGUCUCCCCCGAGGGUUUACCUGCCUUAUCAUCGCUGUCAUUUACCAUCCACCUGGUUCAGACUGCCAUUCAAUUAUUAAUCAUCUAUUCCAAAAUUUAACACUGGCCGAAUCCUUAUAUCCCAAUUGCAGUAUUGUUAUAGCAGGAGACUUCAAUCGUCUGAAUGUCGCUAACAUCAAACGUCAUUUCAAACUCAAACAACUGGUUAAGCUGCCUACAAGGGGACAAGUGACACUUGAUAAAAUUCUAACGAAUAUGGCCGAGUUCUUUUCACCAGCCGAGAUAUACCCACCCUUCGACCUAUCAGACCAUAACACUGUUCUCGUGAGACCAAAGGAAAGAGAAAUAGGCCAGUCUUCAAGAAAAUUCGUUACAGUUAGAGAUACGAGAGCAAGCAACAAGGCCGCACUUGGGCGAUAUUUAAGUAGCAUAGACUGGGCGUCAACUAUUAAUAGUAAAGACAACUGUACUGGAAAGUUAGAUACGUUAACUGACCUAAUAAAAAUUGGUCUGAAUCAUAUCAUGCCAGAGAAAGUGAUCAAAGUCCACACCAAUGAUGCCCCAUGGAUGUCCACUAAGCUAAAAGAUCUAAUACGUAUGAGACAAGUAGCCUUCUACUCUAACAAGAAUAGCAUUCAAUUCAAGUUUUACCGCAACGCCGUCAACAGAGAAAGGAAAUUGUGCAAAGCUAAAUAUUAUGCCUCAAAAGUCCAAGAUUUGAAAGGGGCCAAUCCCCGUCAGUGGUGGAAAGAAGUUAAAAAAAUAAGUGGAUCCGUAAAUAGCAUCAAAUUGAUGAGCAGUCUUAAUGUCCCUGGAUAUGAUAAUUUGUCCCACAAGGAAAUAGCCGAUGCUAUUAAUGCCUCCCUUCUUGAACCUCUGCAGGAGUACAACCCCCUCGAUCCUAGUACUGUCAACUUGCCAGGGGAAGAACUAGAUGUGAUACCAGAGGUGUCGGUCGAACGCGUUUACACCCACCUAUCACGGUUAAACAAGUAUAAAGCUCCUGGCCCUGAUGGACUAUCUAACUGGUUGUUCAAGGAGUAUGCGGAGAUUUUGGCGGAACCAGUUGCUAAUAUUUUGAAUUCAUCUUUUAAGGACCAAAGUCUUCCAAGGGUUUGGAAAUUGGCUGACGUAUGCCCGCUUCCCAAAGUCAAACGUGUCACGAACCCCCAAUCGGAACUUAGACCAAUUUCCUUAACCUGUUCUCUAUCAAAAGUGGCCGAGGAAUUCAUUGUAGCUGAUUACAUUAAACCUGCUGUGACCAAAAUAAUCGAUCCCAAUCAAUUUGGAACAAUCCCAGGUUCUUCAACGGUUAUGGCCCUAAUUAGCAUGGUCCACAAGUGGCUAAAAGAGUCUGACGGCACUGGCUCAACAAUUAGAGUUUUGUUAUUCGAUUAUCGGAAAGCUUUCGAUUUGAUAGACCACUCUACCCUUAUUGAGAAACUUCGUCAAUUGGACAUUCCCAACAGCGUCAUCAAUUGGAUCACGAGUUUUCUAUCGGGACGAUCUCAGAGGGUUAAACUGGAACGGGACGGUUUCUCAGAGUGGGGAGCCGUACCUGCAGGAGUUCCUCAAGGAACGAAGUUGGGCCCCUGGCUGUUUCUGAUAAUGAUUAACGAUCUUUCAAUUUCUGGAGACCCCUUUGAUAUGUGGAAAUACGUUGACGACACGACUGUAUCUGAAGUAAUAGCCAAAAAUAAAGACUUAAGUGACGCACAAUCGGCUGUCGAUCAGGUAUCUGAAUGGUCAAAAAGGAACAUGCUUCAACUUAACUGCAGGAAAUGUAAAGAGCUACCUAUUACCUUCAGUCGGUCUCGGAAUUUGCCAUCUCCAGUCAAUGUUGAGGGGUCCACCAUUAUCCCAGUGAGCAAGGUAAAGCUACUCGGCGUAACGAUUAACAGCACCCUUACGUGGAAUGAUCAUAUCGAGGAAAUAGUAAAGAAAGCAUCUCGCAAGCAGUAUUUUCUUGUGCAGCUUAAGAGAGCGAAAGUCCCAGCAAGAGAAAUAGUCGCCUAUUACUGUGCAUGUAUCCGUUCUGCAAUCGAUUACGCAUGCCCUGUAUUCCACUACUCACUUCCAAAAUAUCUCCAAGAAGAUCUGGAGAGGAUCCAGAAAAGAGCACUAGCCUGCAUUUACCCAGGAAGGCGUUACGAAGAUGCCCUAUCGCUCGCUGGCCUAGCAUCUAUACAUGAUCACCACGAAUCUUUAUCUAAAUCACUCUUUAGGUCAAUUGUAAGUGACUCUAAAAACAAACUGCAUGCUCUACUACCGCAGAGAAAUAACAAUGCCAAAUAUUAUUUUAGGAAACGUAGAACUUUUAAUAUUCCAACUGCAAAGACCAAACGCUAUGCUCAGUCAUUCAUAAUGCAUAGUAGUAAGCUUUAUGAUGACAUAUAGUGAAAUGGUGAUUUCAAUACUUGUAUAAAGUUAGUAGUUUAACUGUACAUAAUCGUAAAUUAAGAUAAAUUUUAGUAUUCUUAUGUAUUAUUAUAUCUAUAUUGAACGACUUUUAUAUAAUUGUAAAGUUACGCAAUUCAGUAGUACCUGCAAUGUAACUAUCAUUUAAUAAAACUAUCUAUCUCUAUUAUCACCACCACCAUCACACCAAAUCACCAUCAUCAACCAUCAUCAUCAAUUUCCACCAUCAACCAUCAUCAUCAACCAUCAUCAACAUCAACCAUCAUCAACCAUCAUCAUCAAUUUCCAUCAUCAACCAUCAUCAUCAACCAUCAUCAUCAUCAACCAUCAUCAACCAUCAUCAUCAAUUUCCAUCAUCAACCAUCAUCAUCAACCAUCAUCAACAUCAACCAUCAUCAACCACUAUCAUCAUCACCACCAUCAUCAUCACCACCAUCACACCAAAUCACCACCACCUCAUUAUCAUAACCAUCAUCAUCAAUAAUCACCAUCACACCAAAUCACCACCACUAUCAUACACCAUCAUUGUCACUAUCACCACCAUCAUCAUCACCAUCACUUGUACAAAAUGUGGACAACUCCUAAACAGGUGUUUGUUUGUAAUUAUCAUAUAUUUUCAAGUCAAAUUUAGAUUUGUUGUGUUUCGUCCAUUCAUUGAUGAGAUCUUACUGGGAAGGGUGAAAGCAUGUAGUCAUGAAGGAGUCACAGGUACAUGUCUUGAGCUUAUUUUUUAUUUAUUAACUUUACAACCUUUUACUAGAUACUAAAUUUAAGAAUACACACAUGUCAACAAGACAUGUUAACCCAUUGAGUGCAUGGUAGCACUCUUCCCCUGAUGAGUAAAAUCAUUUGGCGUUAUGCAUUUCGGUGAUAUGAGCAUGAAGACUGUUCCAAAGAAAAACAAUUUGGUUCAAAAACGAGUCUCUACUCUCUAAAAAGAGAAGUUUUGGAAAGAUUAGGAGAUAUAGCUUCUUUACCUGUGUCUCCUCUAUUUUGCCACUUUUCCCACUAUUUUUUAUUAAAACAAAUUUAUCCUUGUAGUGUCAAUGGAAUUCUUUGAUGAUAUACUAAUACCUUAUCCAUACUUACAACAACCUUCAAAAUUGUAUCCUUAAUUUUUUUUUAAUGAUAAAUGUCUGAUCCAUUGCUAAUGGUAGUCUUUUAAGACCUUAGUUAUAGGUAAUCCCCCCCCAAUUUCGUCAAGAACUGCUUCACUACCACUCUCUAUUUCAUCUCAAUUAGAUGGGGAUGACUAUACUUCCAGUUUGACUCAGCGAAACACUGCAGGUUAACCUCUCCAGUUUAAAGGAUGACUACGCUUACUUUACCGCUAAAGAGGUAUAACUGGUCUGAUAACAGUUUGCAACGGAUUGAGCUAAUUUCAGUAUAAAUAUAGUUUAGGUUUCUUUCUGUAGUACCACUGGAUCAAUAAGAAAUGAUCAUUACUGGACCUCUAAGGAGAAAAAUUCAGAACUGAUUGAGCUACCCAGUAUAAACGGUUAGUUUAGGUUUCCCCCUGUACGUGUUAACAGUGGAUCAAUAAGAGAUGAUCCUUACUGGACCUCUAGAAAGAACAGUUUAGAACUGAUAGAACUAUCCAGUAUAAAUACAGUUAGUUUAGUUUAGGUUUCCUCCUGUAGUAACAUUGGAUCAAUAAGAACUCUUACUAGACCUCUAGGAAGAACAGUUUAGAAAUAAAAAAUUACAUAGUGGAAAUUGACAGUUUAUUUUUAAUCUUACCAAAUCUAUACAUAUAAUUAAAGGUAGAAAAUCUUGUCUAGAUUCCUUGCAUGAACUUCUUAUUUUUUGUCAGAAUCGUACCUCAGAUUACACUGUAUGGCAGGGUAACAAAAUGACAUAUAUACCAACGUUCUCUGAGACAAAAACUAAGUAUAUCGUUUUGAACUUUGGUUUCUGAAAGUUUCCUUAACUAGCCCAAGCGAUGAAGAAGAACAGCUGUGGGUUUGGGAAUAUGAAACAGACGAAGGAACGCAUGAUCUAUUUAUGGAUAUCAACGAGGAAAUACGUUUCCGUGUAAUUGAUGAAAGUUUCACGGAUCUAACUCCAACUGGUCCAGAGAAGGCCUCCCAGGAUCAACCAGGAAAUCAAGAAGAAAAAUCGCCUUAUAGUGUUACGGUGAGUAAUGCAGAAGGAAUUUGAAGGUGGUGGCCUAGUGUAGGCAGUAUUCUACAAUAAGCUGCCGUGGUUUGUGUCUGAACUACCUGAAGAAGAUAUCUCAAACGUGGUGGUCCAGUGUAGGCAGUAUUCUACAAUAAGCUGCCGUGGUUUGUGUCUGAACUACCUGAAGAAGAUAUCUCAAACGUGGGGGUCCAGUGUAGGUAGUAUUCUACAAUAAGCUGUCAUGGUUUGUGUCUGAACUACCUGAAGAAGAUAUCUCAAACGUGGAGGUCCAGUGUAGGUAGUAUUCUACAAUAAGCUGUCAUGGUUUGUGUCUGAACUACCUGAAAAAGAUGUCUCAAUUCAAACGUAGUGGUCCAGUGUAGGUAGUCUACAAUAAGCUGUCAUGGUUUGUGUCUCAACUACCUGAAGAAGAUAUCUCAAACGUGGUGGUCCUGUGUAGGUAGUAUUCCAAAAUAAGAUUGCCGUCGUUUAUGUCUGAACUACCUGAAAAAUAUUAAAAUGCUUCGAUAUUCCGAGCCACAGCUUAAACUGAUAACAGGAGAAAAGCUUUCAAUAUUGAUGAUGUUAGUUCGCUACAAAUACCAUAGUUAAUCUUUCUUAAGUCAGGAAAAAAUCGGAGGUGGCUCAGACAUCGUCCGUGAGGUUCCGGUCUGAUAAAUGGAUAAGAGUUUACAUUUGGUCAGCUUAGGUAAACCAAAGGAGGGCAAGGGAGAUUGGGAAAACAAAUAUGUCAACAAUUUUAAAGACCUUUAAAGAAAAGCUUGUUUUGUGUUACCCAAGUAUAUAAUUGUGUCUGAACUACCUGAAGAUUAAAUUUCGCGGGACUUCGUAACGAAUUUCUUUCAGUUCUUUCACUGGAAGUGUUAGAAUUUAUCUUUUUCAAUUAGUUCAACUUGUUGUGGAAUACUACCAACACUGGACGUAUAUCUUCUUCAUCAUGUAGGCAACCAUUACCGAACCUGGCCUCGGCUUAUUAUCGUGGUGGGCUAACUCCUAAAUGGAUUAUGGAUGUAAAAUGUGGUAUAGUACAAUUGGCCUUUUAAUUAACUGGAUUACAACAGUAUCUGUGGGUCUGUGAAACCAGAUGAGCAAAAUGACAACAGGAAAAUUUCCACGCACUGAAGAAAAUGAUCAACAAACUGUUGAACAGUAGAACAAAUACCUGGUGUACAUUGUCUUUGUAGGUAUGCUGUAUGCAUAUUACAAUGAAUGAUUAACUUUUGAUGUGAAGUGUGUCAAGGCGUGAAUGUUGUAAAAAUGAAGGUAAAAUAGUCAUGCAAACUAAUAAAACUGAACAAACAUGUUAGUAUCGAGUGAAGUAACUGCAGGAGCUAGGACCACUGGGAAAAAUUUUGAAAAUCCAUAGAAGGUCAUAGAAUGGAAAUUGUAUGGACCUUUCCAUACUAUGGAUAUAGUAUCGAAAUAGUAUGGAUAUACUGUGGAUUUAGUGGUGCAAUUGCAAAUUUCAUAGUAUGGAUUUCACAUUUUUUACCAUACAGUGGACCCGCGUCUCGUAACAAACAUAGAAACAUGUCUGAUUCAGUCUGAAGCUUCUGUCGAGGGAGUUUGUAGGCUUGUAGGCUGUAGCUAUUUUGUCUACUCAGUUUCAGCUUGAACUGAAUGUUUGUAUUGUCUCUGAAUGGCCAAUGUUUGCACGAACCAAAAUUGGGCAUUCUCUGUUUGCUCUCGUUCACAAACGUGGCGUCAAAAGUCUGGACUCGUAUUGUGUGUAGUUCCUUGCAAUGUCGGCCAUUUCAAUGACAAUGAGCAACUCAUAACGUGCACAAGGUCACUGCGAAUGAUCGCGUUUGAUGCCAAUUAUCACGAUUUUGUUUUGUUUGUACAAACUGUUAAGACAUGGGAAAAAUUCCUGAUUUUCACACCAGACUUGAACCCUUGUUAACCUCCCGACUGCUAGGCUGACAAUUUGCUAGUCGAGGCAAUAACAUUAACAAGCUGAGGUGAAGUCGAGCAUUUUUAGUUGCCCAGUCCCAACUGCUUGUACUGUAGCGAAACAACGGAUUACUAUUGCAAACAGACAAACAUUGUAAUGUACUUUAUGAUAAGCUGUCGUGGUUUGUGUUUGAACUACCUGAAAAUAUAUAUUUCCCGAACGUGGAGGUCCAGUGGCAGUGUAUAGGCAGUAUUCUACAAUAAGCUGUCCUUGCUUGUGUGUGAAAUACCUGAAAAAAUUCAAAACACUUGGACAUUCCGAGCCAGAAGGUUACUUGAGGUAGUUCAGACAAAACCAGGCAGACCUCGAGGCAGACCAUGCCAAAAUAAUGAACAAGAAGUUGCGUUACUUACCCCCAAGACAAAUUUUAAUCAAUUGUGCAUCAGGCGGCAUAAUGAAAUUCGCGCGCCUGUACUUGUUCACACGAUAAAUCGCCGGAAUUCGUCUACAAGUGUGGAAAUUUGAGUACUGAGUUCUUCUUAUGCCCUAAUAAAGGAUUGAGGGGAGAUUCAGCUAGCUGAAAAACACUGAAGAAUGCCAUGCUUGGCAAUCCACAGCCUUUAAUGACUUUAAAUUUUAAUCCCGGAUUUGUUCCAGUUUCGCUGAUGACGGAGAUUUGUAAGUUUACGUAACAAAACAUUGCAAAUAUCGCAAAGAUAAUAAGACGUUUCCUAAACUUAAAUUUAUUGUUAUAUAUCACCAUGAAAUGAGCCUACAGACUAGAAACAGCCAAACGUACAGCACCACUGUUAGUUUUACAAAGUCUUCAGGAACUACAGAAUGAAACUGGCCGAAAACAAAUCAAGCGGCGAGACCGACCCUUCGUCCGGAAGUGAGUAGGUCCUUCGCUUGAAACGACUGUUCUCAAGUAGUCUCUUCAUGUAACGACUGUAACUUUUAGAUAUAUUGUACAUUGUCAUCUGCAAUGCAAAGUCUGUGCCAGUGUAGGUCGUGGCAAUAAUAAGAAAGCUUCGCAUUGAUAGGGAUACAACUACCUGAAAAAUACAAGGAGAACUUCGACGUUUCGAGCGAAGACACCUUCCCCGUCGGGACUUCCUGAACCCGAAGGGCCUUCACUCGAAAGUUCAAAAUUUCCUUGCAUUUUUCAGGCAGCUACAUCCCUAUAAAUCUGCAUCUUUCCAGCUACAAACAAUGGAACCCCACAUUCAAGAGUUUCACAAUAAGGUGGUAGCGAGGUAAUUGUUGUGUAGUACAACUUCACGGGCGUUAACGGUUCUCUCGGAAGAAGUGCAGUGAUUUAAUUUCAGAUAAAUCCUUCAGAUUUUCUGAAGAUGAUUCUGAAAUCAACAUGUACACCCACACUCGAUAUCAACUAUAGUGUUGUUUACAAUUAACGGAUAUAUAUCUUUAUCAGUUCUGGAGUACAGUAAGACUCAGUUCCUUCUUCAUCAGUGUUGGAAACUUUAUACUGGAUAGCUCUACCAGUUCUGAACUUCCAGGAGGUCCACAAACGUACUCCCGUAUCGACCCGGUGUUACUACAGGAGGAAACCGAUCUUCCAGAAGAAAUCUGCGGUGUUUGCUUGAGUCCACACCGAAAGCAAUCUUCUCACAUGUGACGGAACUGGACGUCGAAGGAAGAGUGCUACUAUAAUACGCCCCAUUUUGAAGAUCUGAACUGGGUCUGUCAUACAGAUUUUAUGUUUUCCAAAACAAUAUACUCGACAUAGAAAAUCGCUGAUAAACAAAUCUAGAUGUGAAAUGCCCAAUUGGCGAUAACGUGUUAAAAUUUAAAUAAAAUAUAAAAACAACAUUGUUUUUCGGAAGUAGCGACCGGAGUUCCUCAUUGAAGUAAACAACUGAUGUAAAAUUAUCGCGACCUUAUCUAAUAAUUAUUUCCUCUACAUACACAGAACACGUCAUACGCGACAAUAGCGUUCGCAAAACAACGCUUGAAACGCCAACCCGUUUUUUCGAAUUUAAUUCUCUACUCGCCUUUCAAAACAACAAGAUGGAAUGCCAAAUACCUCUUACACGUUCCAUGGGUUGAAAAAACGAGCGAAAUGUCCAGAAUUUGCGCCCAAAAAUGUUAACUCGAAAACAAGUUUAUGACUGUUUAUAAUAUCAUAGCGACAGAAGCGUCUAGAACCAGGAAGAAAUCCAACACACGUCAGCCGUAACAAAACGUAAACUUUAACCUCUUAGAUCUCAACAAAAAUCCGAUCAAAUGCGAUGAAAUAUGAUUAAAAGUCAAGGGCAUCGGGUCAAUUUUUGAAAAAAAUUAUUCGCAAUCUAAAAAUCCGGCUGAAAAUGGCCGUAAAUUAACGAAUAUGCAAGCGUGGGGGUUAAGGUUUAUCUGCAAAAAACAUUCGCGAGCGACCAAUAAUGUUGCAGUAUGCAAAUUUUCACAAAAUUUGAAAAAUAGGAAGCGAGAGGCUUGGCUGUCUAAACCGGAAACAACUCUGUUUAUUGUGGCGAGCAGUCGGUUCUGAAUCCGUCAUGCAAUUGAAAAAUAUGACAUAUUGUUCAAUGUUUUCCAGAUAUUGAGAUCUAGCUUGGAAGAUCAGACGCACACAAGCGCUCGCACUGUGAAAUAACUGCAGAAAAGCGCAAGGUAAAUUGAAGGCUGGGAUCGUUGAGCUUUUCAUCAAAGGUGUGUUUAAUACAAGGCAUUCCUAGUGAUUAAAGAAUUACGGUGGUGUUAAGAGCUGUAAGCUUAUCCUUUGCUGCAGAACAGGAAGUACGACUGAAGCCGCCCUUUAUAUAUAGAGACCAUUUGAUCGCUCGUUAAAUCAUUAAGUCGGAAUUCUUGGAGUCGUAUUUAUCUCAGCAACGAAAAUCUAGCACAGUGGUAGAACGCUGCAUUUAGCAACAGAAUAAAAG